This is a messenger RNA of Diabrotica balteata, 2527 nucleotides long. The record is from the annotation of a GenBank genome assembly. NCBI's taxonomy places the organism in Eukaryota, Metazoa, Arthropoda, Insecta, Coleoptera, Chrysomelidae.
CUGUAGUUUGUCUGAAGCACGUAUUUUCACUCAGUCUUUCUGAGUUAUCUAACCUGGUUUAAAAUUCAGUGGAUGAAAAAUUUAAAAAAUACGAAGAAGUUAUCGUAGUUUUUAAAAUUUUAAGAAGACAGUGUUUGGAAUUUGUGUAGUUGAGGACAAACAAGACAUUACAACACAUCAGAGGGUAGACCACCACAUUGAUAAUGGCUUUUGCGGGGUUGAAAAAACAAAUAAAUAAAGCUAAUCAGUAUGUCACGGAAAAAAUGGGAGGUGCGGAAGGUACCAAACUGGAUCUGGAUUUUAUGGAUAUGGAAAGGAAAACUGACGUGACGGUAGAACUGGUGGAGGAGUUACAAGUAAAAACAAAAGAGUUCCUACAGCCAAACCCUACGGCAAGAGCCAAGAUGGCUGCCGUCAAAGGUAUCAGUAAACUUAGCGGUCAAGCGAAAUCGAAUACUUACCCCCAGCCAGAAGGUGUACUAGGAGACUGUAUGCUGACGUAUGGCAAGAAAUUAGGAGAUGAUAGCCCUUUUGGAUUGGCUUUAAUCGAAAUGGGAGAGUCGUUAAAGCAAAUGGCCGAUGUUAAAUACUCAUUAGAUGAUAAUAUUAAACAAAACUUUUUGGAACCUCUGCAUCACCUUCAGACUAAAGAUUUGAAAGAAGUAAUGCAUCAUCGGAAAAAAUUACAGGGAAGAAGACUCGACUUUGACUGCAAAAGAAGACGACAAGCAAAAGGAUCAAAUAUUCCAGAUGACGAGAUUAGAAUGGCGGAGGAGAAGUUCGCUGAAUCCCUACAACUUGCUCAAAUGGGAAUGUUCAAUUUACUAGAAAAUGACAAUUUUCAGGUCGAGCAGAUCUCACAAUUAGCAACAUUCGCCGAGGGAUUAUUAGAUUACCAUAGCCAGUGUACAGAAGUUUUGAAGCACCUUACUGAAACUUUAUUGGAAAAGAAAGAUGAAGCUGCCAAUCGUCCAAAGGUUGAAUUUGUUCCCAAAACUCUCCAGGAUCUUCACAUAGAAACAGUGCAGGACGGAUUAAAUGGUACAAAUAAUCACACUAAUUUAUUUAAUCACAGUAGUAACCAUCACAAUAGUUAUGGCAGUGGCUAUAUUUAUAGGAAGCCCGCCCCGAAAACAAUUCCCAUCAAACAACCAAAUUACCAACAUCAACAACUGUCAGAUCCUUUUGAUCCUUGGAGCUACCCUCAAGCAUCACCAUUGCCGUCCCCAAUGAAGUCUCCAGCUAGGACUCCGAUGACUAGGCAACCAUGUUGUACUGCACUUUACGACUUUGACCCAGAAAAUCCUGGUGAACUUGGAUUCAAGGAAAACGAAGUCAUAAUGCUCAUGAACAAAAUCGACGAGAACUGGUUUGAGGGAAGCGUCAACGGACGUACAGGUUAUUUUCCAGUAAAUUAUGUCAGAGUGGAUGUACCACUUCCAUGAAUCACCGGUUAACAGAAAUCAUGAACAACCCCUUAUAUUUAUUUAGAUGUUUUUGUGCACGUUACUCUUCUUUUACUUGCCAUUUGUAAAAAUACUUUGUUUAUAGUUAACUUCAACUGCACUUCAAGAAGUGAGAUUAGGCCAUAUAUGUAUAUUAUAUGCUAGUGAUUUAAAGAGCAUUUAAUUUAGUUAGAUAGAAACAAAAGGUACUGAAUUUGUAAUGUGUUAAAAAUCUUCCUGAUAUUAAAGUUUUUUUCCAUUUUGUACAUAUAGUAUAUAACGUACAUUAAAAACUUUUAAUUACUUUUUAAAAUAUUUUAAAUCGAUAGAAUGUAUGCGUGGUUGUGUGCAGUUGAAAUUGUGUCAUUUAUUGAAAGAAAAAAGAUAUUAUGAACGAAUCAUGCGGACAACAUUAAUUUUAGUUGUAAAUAUUAAGUACCCAAAUUUAGAUUAGUUCUUUUAUUUAGUCGUUCGUUAUGCUUUGUUUUUAUUAUCAAUACAUUUUGACUUGUUACUAAAAUAUAUAGUUUUUCAAAUUAUAUACCAAGAAAUUAAACAAAAAAUUACUUAUAAUGAAUAUAAUCGUAUGGCACUGGCAGCCUUAUCCUUCUGAGUUGUGGAACGUUCGAUGACAAUUAUAUAUCUAAAUACUGUUUGUUUAAAGACUAAAUAGUCUCAACCUUUUACAACUUGCCAAAAUGUUAUUUGCAUGGAAAAAGUUAAUGUUUAAAAAUAUAAAGUAACCAAAUAUUCUGUUGAUGUUUUAAAUUAGAUGCUAGAAUUUCCGCUAAAACUUUAUAUUUUAUACAUGAACUAUCAACAAAACGAGCUGUUCUAAUACGUAUUUAGGACUUUAUACUUUUUGUGAACAUGUAAAUCGGAGAACCUUUUAUAUAGAGAAAGCAUCACAAGCAAAAUAAUGGAUUUGCUAAGUUGUUCGAAAGGGUUUUUUAAAUUACAAACUGAUCUUACGUUGUUAUUCAUUGAGAUUCCAUAUAAACUCAUUUGUCGUUGCCAUGAUUUAUUUAUUAUCAUGUUUUUAUUGCCUUAAUAAAUAUUUUUUAACAUGUUUUAUCAUUGAA